Molecule: messenger RNA, 3054 nt
Organism: Lates calcarifer (barramundi perch)
Lineage: Eukaryota; Metazoa; Chordata; Actinopteri; Centropomidae
Gene: ttyh2
Product: tweety family member 2
Cellular component (GO): plasma membrane
Molecular function (GO): volume-sensitive chloride channel activity; intracellularly calcium-gated chloride channel activity
Source: RefSeq, a predicted model, not a curated record
CAUCAGUGCGCGUCCCCGCCGGUGACUGUGCUGUGCGCUCGGAGCAGCUGUCGGUCGGAUAGUAGCUGUGGGUCCACGCGGACGCGGGGACAUGGGAGCACUGUGAUUAAUUCCUGUUUCAUGAGAAACCCUCGUCGGAUUUCACUUUGCAGCAACGCUGCCGUCUCUGCAGGACUUCACGUGCGUUUUGUCUCAUGUGUGGCUGAGAGAGUGUUUCCAUAAACGAGCAUGCUUUUAUCAUUGCCUUUGUCUGUUAUGAGACUGGGUUAGGAUCUCCGGCAGCGGACCAAACUGCCCGCUUUAGUAAAGAGAGGCUAAUUUAGGCUGUAGCCUAACUUUUUCUCGGGGCAGGGAUGUCUCCGGCCCGGGUGGAUUACAUUGCUCCCUGGUGGACUUAUUGGCUUCACAAUUUUCCCCAUAUCAACCUGAGGUUUCAGCCCACUGACAACAGCUUCCACCCUGAAGAGGAGAACUACCAGCAGUCUCUCAUAUUCCUGGGCUGCGUGGCAGCUGCAGGGCUCGGCCUCAACCUGCUGUGUCUGGCCAUCUAUCUGAGCUGUCUGUGCUGCUGCCGCAAAGAUGAGGAGGAAGAGAGCAAGAAGCCCAACUCCUGCUGCGUCACCUGGUCCGCCGUCGCUGCCGGCCUCAUUACAUGCGUCGCAGUCGGUGUGGGUUUCUAUGGCAACAGUGAGACCAACGACGGUGUGUACCAAUUGACCUACUCCCUGUACAACGCCAAUCACACGCUGGGCGGCGUGGACAGUCUGGUGACUGGUACCAUGGGCAGCAUGAGGAGUGGCUUGCAUCAGCACCUCGCAAGGCUGGACGAGAUCUUCGCCACACGGGGCGACUACGUGCAGACGCUGCAGUUCAUGCAGCAGAUGGCUGACAACGUGAUCAAACAGCUGCUGGGCCUGCCUGACUGGGAGGAGGCUAAAGUGGACCUGGCAUCCAUCGCUGAUCAAACGGCAAACAUAGAGUACUACAGGUGGCUCACCUACCUGCUGCUUCUCAUCCUGGACCUGAUCAUCUGCCUGCUGGCCUGUCUGGGCCUGGCCAAGCAGUCUCGCUGGCUGCUCACCACGAUGAUGGUGUUUGGAGUGCUGACACUGGUCCUUAGCUGGACGUCACUGGGAGCUGACCUGGCCACUGCUGUGGGCACAAGUGAUUUCUGUGUGUCCCCUGACAAGUACCUCACAAGCCAGACAAAGAGUAUCAUCGGUGCUGAUAUUGUUCAUUACUACCUUUACUGCAACCAGACUCUCUCCAACCCCUUCCAGCAGCCUCUGACCAUCUUCCAGAGGUCCCUGACCACCAUGCAGAUCCAGAUCCAGAGCCUGCUGCAAUUUGCUGUACCUCUGUUCCCUACAGCUGAGAGAGACCUACUGGGUAUCCAGCAUUUGCUCAACUCCUCAGAGGCCAGUCUGCACCAGCUGACCGCCCUGCUAGACUGCAGGGGGCUCAAUAAGGACUACCUGGAUGCGAUGGUGGGGGUGUGCUAUGACGGUGUGGAGGGUGUGCUCUACCUCUGCCUCUUCUCCAUCCUCGCAGCCUGUGCCUUCACUGUCAUGCUGUGUGCCAUUCCCAGGGCAUGGAGACAAAUUGCCUGCAGGGAACGGGAUUACGACGACAUUGACGAGGAGGACCCGUUCAACCCACGAGCGAGGAGGAUAGGCUCUCAGAACCCCAACCACACCAACAUGCACAGCUUUUGCAGCUACAGCAGCAGCAUGGGCAGUCAGAGCAGCCUGCACCCGCCCGCCCCCGCUGUCUCCAACGCCCCCAUGUCUGAGUACAUGAACCAGACCGCCCUGUUCGGGGGAAAUCCACGGUACGAGAACGUGCCUCUGAUAGGACGAGGAUCUCCACCCCCUUCGUACUCUCCCAGUAUGAGGGCCACCUAUCUCUCCAUGACCGAGGAACAGAGCAGACACUUUGGGAACGAUUUCCAAGCAUAGACUUCUUUAUCUGUCUGUGGAGGGAAACAGCAUCACACACAUGCUCAACAAGAGAGGAGUGUGUGGCUAUACCAAGCACCACAAAGAACAGUGUAACAUCUAGUUUGUCCAGGACUCCAGCUUUUGUGGUCUCAGGACAAUGGAAACAUAUGUGAACUGUUCCAUGUGUUGUAUGCUCAUAAAUGAUUAAUCUCACUUUUCUGCCCCAAAUCCUUUGUUGACAAACUUAACCUGCUCUUAAUCUGUUGUAUUGUGGGUAACUGAUGAGACAGAUGAUGAAUAAUUUUGAUGAAACAGGUGAUACAGACAAUUUUGAAGAUUCAUUUCUCACUGCAGUAAAACUAAGCAACAGUUUGAAAUUAUUUGUCUCCUGUUGAAUGAAACAUUCAAUGACUUACAUUCAGGUCUCCAAAGAGAAAAAACAUGACCAUGACAGCUGAUGUAAACCGCCAUAAUAUUUUCUACAUAAUACGCUUCAUGCUUGAUACUUGUGAAGCACAAACCCAGCACUGGCAGCACACAGCAGGAGGUACUGUUGAGAUAUAAUUUAUUUACAUUCAUACACAAAGACACGCCUGUGAGUGAAGCUUUAUGUGUCUAAACCUAUGGAGAAGAGACUACCCUGAGACCAUGUCUAAUGUAAAUAAGUUGUACAAUAACAGACUGUUGUCUUAUUCUGGUUGAUUUUGUUUAAACAAUGUGCCAUUUUUUUUAUAUAUUUUUUCUAGUUUUCUGUGGCAAUGUCACAUAGAAUCACUCUUUUUUUGUAUUUUCUAAAGGGCCAUUAAUUCAUAUUGUCUGCAUAUCUAAUUCAACUAAUACAACAAGGUUGUAAUUUCUGCCAUAACUUGGGAAGCUGCGCUGCUUUAACUCUAAUUAAUAUUCAGGUAAUUAUUUUCAUCAAAACAAAUUGUACAUGUUUGGAUCGACUAACUAUGAUUUUUACAUGCGGUGUCAUUUAUUAAUAAUGGUUUUGUUAAGUGUUGUUUCUUUCAGCAUGUUACACUGUAUAGGCACUGUGAGUGGUGCUUAAUUUUGUGUGUGACCUCAGACUGGGGGGUCUAAUUGUUAGUUGAAUAAACCAGUUUUGAGUACA